Messenger RNA from Schistocerca cancellata (South American locust), 2633 nucleotides. RefSeq names its product cysteine-rich with EGF-like domain protein 2 (gene Creld). The transcript is spliced from 8 exons. Bases 307 to 1398 code for a protein of 363 amino acids. The record is from RefSeq and is a predicted model, not a curated record. NCBI's taxonomy places the organism in Eukaryota, Metazoa, Arthropoda, Insecta, Orthoptera, Acrididae. Gene Ontology annotation, molecular function: calcium ion binding.
UACUUUGUUUAAACGCUGUAACAAAAUUUUCGUGUACUAUGUAAUGUAUGACAUAUUACCAUUAAAAUUAUAAAAAUGUUUUCCAGCUCCUAUUUUUAUAAUGCAGAAAAAGUUACAGACAAAAUCAUUCUUGCAUAGUGGGACUUAUUUGAGGAAGUCGAGGUGCUAAAGUUCGCUCGCGAUUCGUUAUUCUCAUGUUAUUCGUUGUUUUACUUGUUUGUAGUAUAACUCUGGAAAUACGAUUUGCCGGUAGCAUGGAUGGAUUACGUGUUCGAAUUGUAGCAGACGACUGACGGUUAAGCAGAAAUGUAUCGCAAGGCAGUUUUAUUAAUGUUGGUAACCCACUUGUUGUAUGCAGUAUCAGAUGACAAAGUUGACAAAUUACAUUCUCUAAAACUACCUCCAUGCCAAGCAUGCCGAGGUCUUGUUGCAUCAUUCAAGAAGGGACUGGAGCGCACCGCUCGGGGUAAAUUUGAAGGUGGUGAUGCAGCGUGGGAAGAGGAGAAAUUGGGCAGUUAUGCCAGCAGUGAACUGCGUCUUGUGGAGAUACAGGAGGAGCUUUGCUCUGAUGUUGAACGUGGCAAGAACCAGUGUCAUCUGCUUGCUGAAGAUGCAGAGCAGUUAAUUGAAGAAUGGUGGUCUAGCGGACAAAAACAGGAUUUAUACAGCUGGCUGUGUAUUGAGAAAAUGGAGUUCUGCUGUCCAGAAAAUCAUUUUGGAAGUGACUGUACACCAUGUCCUGGUUAUCCAGAUAAUAUUUGUGGUAAAAAUGGAAAGUGUAAGGGUGCAGGCACACGUAAAGGUAAUGGUAAAUGUUUGUGUGAUUCUGGUUAUUCUGGUGAUAACUGUGAUCGAUGUAAUGAAACUAGCUAUGAAGCAUACCGUGAUGACACCAAACUACUUUGCUCUCCUUGCCAUAUGUCGUGUGUUAAUGGCUGUUCCGGAGCAGGUCCUAAAGGAUGUUCUUCAUGUAGAGAAGGGUGGCUGAAGGAUGAAAAAAUGGGCUGCAUUGAUGUAGAUGAGUGUUUGUCCUUAGACAGAGCAUGCCGUAAAAACCAGUUUUGUGUCAACAAUGAGGGGUCCUUUUCCUGUUUAGAAUGUGACAGAGCGUGUGAUGGGUGCUAUGGUGAUGGCCCUGAUCUGUGUAUUAAAUGUGCCAAAGGUUACAAAAAGGAAGACAACAUCUGUGUAGAUGAAAUGGAGGCACGGCAAAACUUCCACGCUAAACUGACUCGCUACCUGACAUACUUCGGUCUGUGUGUUGCAACCUGCAUUGUACUUCAGAAGAAUACUUUGGUUGCUGGAGCUAUAGGCUUGUCUGUAGCAUUAUAUAUUUCAGUGUCAGAGUACACCCUACGUUCAGCUCCAGCAUCUAGUCCAAUACUCAACAAAGUGUGAUGAUAAGACUGGUAUAUCAGUCAGUGGAGGUUCCGUUGGUGGCUUUAUUGUUCAGUUUUAUCAACACUUUUGGGUGAAUAUUUCUAAUAGUCACAUUCUUGGUGAUAUACUUUUCAUCUUCCUGGACAUGACAAAGUGGAAAAUACUAUGUAUAUCUUCCCAGGGCACAUAAGGGCAUUCACACAAUGAUUCAGUCAUGUUUAAGUUAUUUCAUUAUAGUUCCUUCAGCACAAGUAUUCAAUGGCUUUGUGUGUGUGUGUGUGUGUGUGUGUGUGUGUGUGUGUGUGUGUGAUGGGUUCCCAAUGCAAGUUUGUGUGUUUUGCACAGGUAUAUUUUUUUAAAUAGUUAGACAUGUAAGAAAUUUUUGUGCAAAUAUUAAUGUUAUAUAUGUUGUUUGUUAGUUUCAGUUUAUUUUCUUAAUUUAUUAUGUUUACGGACCACUGGCAAAGACACUUGUAUUUUAAUAAUUAUAUUAUGUGACCAUUAAAAUGAGUGCUGUAAUAAACUCUUUUCUGUGAUAGUUGCAAUGUAACCUUCUAUUUAAAACUGGAAAAAAUGUUAAAUAUUUUAACAUUAACUAAAGUACCUAUGUUUCUUUUUCUGUAUAUUGCAGUUAUACUGUUAAAGUUGUUGGAAGAUUUUUAUGUUGAUUCUUAAGUAAUAUGAAUUUGCAUGGAAGAAUGGUCCCAUGGAUUGCACACUUGUCUACAUCUGCCUUUGUACUUUACAAGCUGAUUUUCUAUGGCAGAACAGAAAGAAAGUGGUAAAUAUGUCUUACUGCAACUGAAAUAUCAGUGUAAUCCAGAUUCAAAACAUUCAUAACUAAUUUAGUUGCUAUUACUUCAGUCCUCGCUGUGAAACUGUUGUGGCAGUAUGUGGCUCUUAAUGAGUAUUGUGUUGUGUGUUUCAUUGUUGAGAAGUGAUUUCUUUUUGUCUUUUUGCUGUAAAUGUAAAAAGAGAGUAUUACUCACUGGCACAAAAUAGUAAGUGUAAAACUUCAGAAAUUCUCACGGGAGAAUUUGCUGUUUACUUUCAGAAUAGUUUUUUUUACAACAUUUAUUAAAUUUCUAAUACAAACUAUUACUUUCUCAAUUACAAAUCUCUACAGCUUUUUUGAACCUAUAGCUGAUGUGACUGCUUUCACUUAAUCUAUUUGUAACACUGCUGUUUGUGAUUGCUGUAAUCUGUGUAUGGCAAACGAUACUUCAUAAACAAUAGUAUAAUGAAUGCAUGAC